AAAAGAAUUAAAAUCUACAACAUGAUAGCAUUGAUAAAAGUUUUAAUUAAAUACCUAACUUAAUUCGUAGGUGCCCUAUAAAACCCCAGGUUGCAAUAAUAAUAUUAAACAUAAUAAUUGAAAUAGUGACAGCCGUACCCGCUGGAAUAAUAUGAAGGAAGAGAAUAGUUUGAUGCAGAUAUGGAUUCUCAAGUUCUGUUUGAAAGUCUUAUACCCAAAGUUCAAUGUUUACACUUUUAUCGUUUUCCUAGCUAUUAAGUACAGAUAUUACUACCAUAGAGGAAUUCUAACGCAGCAAAAAAUGCAUGUUUAUAAAAUUAAAUGUCUUCCGAAAAACAUUAUAACGUCCAUAGUAAAGGAUUAUGUUGAAGAGGAAAAUAUGUUUGUUCUCUCACACAAAUGUAUCUUAAUUCCAAUAGACCAGUUCAUACAAUUAAGUGUUGAGAAUUUCUUUUACAAAGACAAUGGAGUAUUAUGGGUGAUUAUGAAAUUAGCGCCAGAUAUGAAAAGGAAAUGCAAAGAUAAAAACAAAAUCGAAAAAGACAAUAGUUUGAAAUACAAUCUUGACUUUCUCACGUCUGAAAUACACAAGAAACUAUGGACAAACUCGGACCCUCAAGCCAUGGAAAAUGAAAGAAUAGUACCUCUCAUAGGUUCAAAACUUGUACAUGAAGAUACAGUUUACGCUAAUGAAGAUGAAUUUUUAAGUAUAGCAACAUCAUUUGGUCUUGAUUAUAAUACAGAUAUAGAAGUAUCAUUUCAUCCAAUUACCUCCUUUGAAUAUUCACCAAAAAUUGCUGCAGUAGCUGAAGUGAGUUUAAUAGUAAAUGAAUACGAUCUGGAAAAUGAUUUUCUUAAAGAAGUGCUGAGUAACCACUUUGAAAUCCCUAAAAUUGUGAGCAUAAAUGAUGUUAUCGGGAUAGAACUUACUCCUUCAAUAAUGUCAAAAUAUAGUUACAAGUAUUUAGAUAUGAUAGAAUCUACUAAAAAACUCUACUUCAUUUGUAGAAAACUGCAAGGUGAUGAAACUGUAUCAAAAGUAAAAAAUAAAAUUGUAAAAACAUAUUAUAUUGUUAAAGGUGUAACUCAGUUAACUCUAGCAGAGAAUGCCCACACAACAAAACCAAAAAUUAGAUAUUUGGAAAUACAAAAUUCAGUAGGAAAUCUUUAUAAAUUACAUUUAUGUCCAGAUGGGUUGAGAGACAAAUUUAACCAAAUUCAAGAGGCUAUCAAUCCCUUUUUGAGUGGAGAAAUUGAUGAAUUGUCUGCAUCACUGGCAAGUCCCAUAAUCCCAAUGCUGCUUCUAACAGGUUCUAUUGGCUCUGGAAGACAUUUGUUGGUGAAAACAUUGGCAAAAUGCAAUGGUCUCAACUCUUUAAAUAUUGACUGCAACAGCAUACAAAACUCAACCGCAAAGCAAACAGAAAGUAAAAUCAGUUUAACGAUACAGAAAGCUAAAGCAGCUGCACCCGCCAUUGUGUUGUUAGAUAAUUUUGAAGUUUUAGCUGUAGACGCAGAGAACAAUGAAGAUUAUAGAGUUAUGGAAUACUUCGUGACAGCUAUCACAGAUUUGUAUGAAAACUACACAAAGCAUCCAAUUAUAUUCAUAGCAGUUACUACAAAAGUGGAUUUGAAACCGAAUAUGAUGCGAAUAUUUUUGGAAAAAUUUCACAUACCUACACCAAAUGUCGAGCAAAGAUAUAAACUGUUAAUGUGGUAUGCGUCGGUCAUGGGCAUAAAUAUAAAUGACAAUAGAUUAGAUAAUAAGAACUCAAACCAAAAGAAUAUAUAUAUCGAUAGUGAAGAGAACUUGUAUUUAAGCAAUUAUAUAAAAGAUGUUUUAUACAGAGUGGCAUCAAAGACAGAAACUUUUGUGUACGGUGAUUUGGAUACACUUAUGCACUUUGCCAUGAGGGAGUCCUAUUUGAAACAGAGUAAAGGAAGGUCCCUGAUAUCCAGUGAUCCCAAUCUAUGUCUCGUUAAAGAAGAAGAUUUUAGCAAUGCUUUAGAAUCGAUAAGAAACCUUCAAAGUCAACAUCUGGAUGCGCCGAAAAUCCCGAAAGUUUACUGGGAAGAUAUCGGAGGAUUGGAAAAAUUGAAAAAAGAACUAUUGAAAACGAUAGAAUUUCCAAUUAAAUUCCCGCAUCUAUUUAAAAUGUCUUCACUGAAAAGAUCAGGUAUAUUACUAUACGGCCCGCCCGGUUGCGGCAAAACAUUGGUAGCGAAGGCAGUCAGCACAGAGCUUAACGUCAGUUUCAUGAGCGUCAAGGGUCCUGAACUACUCAACAUGUAUAUUGGACAGUCUGAGGAAAAUGUCAGGAAAGUAUUCGAAGCAGCCCGAGCGUCGUCACCGUGCAUAGUGUUCUUGGACGAGCUAGACGCUUUGGCCCCCCGUAGGGGCGCCGCGGGGGAUUCCGGAGGGGCCAGCGACAGAGUUGUCAGCCAACUGCUGGCUGAGGUGGAUGGUGUUGCCAGUGGCGAAGAUGCGGAUACAUCGAGCUUUGUAUUCAUAAUGGGCGCCACCAAUAGGCCGGACUUGCUUGAGCAAUCGCUGCUGCGGCCGGGGCGCCUCGACAAACUCAUCUACGUCGGACCCUACACUGGACUACGAGAGAAGACAUCUGUUCUCAAAGCAUUAUCUAGAAGUUACAAUCUCCGCCCCGAGGUGGAACUGGAAGAUGUGGCGGCGGCUUUACCCGAGCGUUGCACGGGGGCUGACCUACUGCAAGUGGUUUCAGUCGCACGUGCGGGCGCCGUACGCGGACUAGUCGACAAGCUACACGCCGGUCAAAUAAAAGAAAGCGAGCUUAGCAGUGAUUCAGUAUUAAUAGGUGUAUCAGAGCUAUGGCAAGGAGUUGAAGCGUUCCGGCCUUCGGUUACCGAAGAAGAAUUGGCGUAUUACGAGUCACUUCAGUCACAAAUGUAAUCUUAAGCCGCGAACCUCUUAGUCUUAUCAGUUUAUAUGUCGCAAAUGAAUUCGAAUUCCGAGGUAAAACCCCUUAAUAUGACUGGACUAUACCUUUCUUCUUCAUAGGGUGCCGUCUCCUUACGAAGGUUACCAAUCAUUAGGGCUAUCUCUACUUUGGACACCGCUGCUCUAAAUAAUGAUUCGGUGCUCUUUCCAAACCAUUGUCGUAACCUUCUUCUGCCUGCCACUUUACCUUGUACGAUAAGCCGAAGAAGUUCAUACUUUUUGGUAUUCCGCAUCACAUGACCAAAAUAUCCUAAUUUUCUUUUUUUAAUUGUUAAGAUUUAAACAAAUGUAACUAAAGGGCAUUGUCUUUUGAUAUGAUUACCUAAUUAACCUCAUUUUAUAUCUGAUUCAAUUGUAUACAGGUAAAUAAUAUUAGAAAAACUUUGCUUUGGCGUUUCCUCCACAGUAUGGAAAAUACUAUUGUAGAAUUUUAAUUCCUGAUACUGGUAUAGAUUUAAAAUUUACUUCUCUUAAUUUGGGAAAAGUGUUAUUUUGGAUUGAACAUUGUUCAUAAUUAUAUAUAGAGGUGCAAUAUUGUUGAUGUUAUGAUAUGUGUGAUAAAAUAAAUAUUCGUUAAAAAAUAUA
This is a messenger RNA of Pararge aegeria (speckled wood butterfly), 3559 nucleotides long. RefSeq names its product peroxisome assembly factor 2. Gene Ontology annotation, biological process: protein import into peroxisome matrix. Gene Ontology annotation, cellular component: cytosol; peroxisomal membrane. The transcript has 10 exons. The coding region runs from base 152 to 2926 and encodes 924 amino acids. The record is from RefSeq and is a predicted model, not a curated record. NCBI's taxonomy places the organism in Eukaryota, Metazoa, Arthropoda, Insecta, Lepidoptera, Nymphalidae. Gene Ontology annotation, molecular function: ATP hydrolysis activity; ATP binding.